This is a messenger RNA of Aspergillus campestris IBT 28561, 808 nucleotides long. RefSeq names its product extracellular proline-rich protein. NCBI's taxonomy places the organism in Eukaryota, Fungi, Ascomycota, Eurotiomycetes, Eurotiales, Aspergillaceae. Bases 110 to 613 code for a protein of 167 amino acids. The transcript has a single exon. The record is from RefSeq and is a predicted model, not a curated record.
UUUCAAUUGAAUCUGGUAUUCAUUUUUGUUCUGUGUCUUUUCUACUUUCUUUUUGAUCUGAUACAUAUUCAUUCUUUUCUUUAAAAAAAACAAACCACAUUCUUUCACCAUGAAGUUCAACGUUGUCGCCUCGCUGGGUCUCCUGGGCUGCGCCCUUUCCCUGCCCGCUCCCAUCCGCAACUACAUCCGCCACCAGGGCCUUGAGGCGCCGUUCCCUCUGCCUCCUGGCGUCCUCCAGCCUCCCGGCGACUUCGCCACGGGCGUGCCCAACCCUACCGGCACCUCCGUCCCGACCAACACGCCCGUGCCCACCGGCGCCACCUUCCAGAAGCGCGCGGCCCUGGAUAUUCCUGGUCUCACCGACCUGCCCUUCCCUUUCCCCACCGACCUCCCGACUGGUCUGCCCACUGGUCUGCCCACUGGCCUGCCCACCGGCCUGCCCACUGGUCUCCCGACUGACCUCCCGAUCCCUACUGGCCUGUUCCCCACCGGCCUUCCCACCGGCCUCCCGAGCAUCCCCUUCCCGACCGACCUGCCCAUCCCGACUGGCCUCCCGACUGGCCUCCCCACGGGCUUCCCUCCUCUGCCCACUGGCCUGCCUUUCGGCGCUUAAGUGGCUGGCAAUGACGGGAUUAAUACGCCAUCCGAGUGAAGCGGUGGCAUUGAGUGUGAAUGGGGAAGAUGCGAUGCUAGAAAGUUUGUCACAUAUAUCUGUCCUACAUUGGAUGGGGUUUCGGUUGUUACAUAGUCCCAGCGGUUCUUGAAAGGCACAGGUUGUCAUUAGGAAGUUGGACUCUUCAAUUCAUUC